UUGGAAGCUUUGUCGAUGUUUAUAAAUGACUCACAAACCUAGCCAGCAGCUACCUGUCUAGUGUUGGAUAUAUAUUGAAGAAAAAGCCAUGAAGUUUCUUUCAUGGAGAUCUUCUUCUUCUUUUGAUUUUUUAGUAUUGGUGUUUAUGAUGUCGAGUUUUCAUGUGUGGACGGCAACAGCAUUGGUAAAGCUACCCCCAAACAUUACAGUUGCAGCAGUUCUGGUAUUUGGAGAUUCCAUAGUUGAUGCAGGCAAUAACAACAAUCUCCAAACCUUAAUCAAGUGCAACUUCCCUCCUUACGGGAUGGAUUUCGAGGGAGGAAUUCCGUCAGGAAGGUUCUGCGAUGGAAAGAUUCCCUCUGACCUCAUAGCUGAAGAAUUGGGAAUCAAGGACACGGUCCCUGCCUAUUUGGACCCAACAGUGAUGUCUGAAGAUCUAAUAACAGGAGUCACGUUUGCUUCAGGCGGCGCAGGAUAUGAUCCCAUGACAUCACAACUAGUGUCGGUGAUUUCCUUAGCUGAUCAAUUGGAACUCUUCAAAGAAUACAUAGAGAAAGUGAAAGGAGUUGUGGGAGAAGAAAAAACAAAAUUUAUCUUAGGAAAUAGCUUGUAUCUAGUGGUGGCAGGCAGUGAUGACUUAGCCAACACCUACUUUUCUCUACAUGCUAGAAAUUUACUCUAUGAUCUUCCUGCCUAUACCGAUCUCAUGGCUAAUUCUGCUUCUACUUUCAUCCAGGAUUUACAUAACCUUGGGGCAAGAAGGAUAGCAGUUUUCAGUGCAGCACCAAUUGGAUGCCUGCCAUCACAGAGAACUUUAGCUGGGGGAUUUCAAAGAGACUGUGUCGAAAACUACAACGAAGCAGCAACCUUGUUCAACUCCAAAUUGUCUAAAAACAUUGAUUCUCUUAAUAACAAACUCUCCGACAGCAAGAUUGUCUACGUGGAUGUCUACAAUCCUCUCAUCAAUCUCAUCCAAAACCCUAAUAAACAUGGUUUUCAAGUUUCAAAUAGAGGGUGCUGUGGUACUGGGGAUCUGGAGGUUGCUAUUUUAUGUAAUGAAUUAGUUCCAAUCACUUGUGCUAAUGUUUCUGAUUAUGUAUUUUGGGACAGUUAUCAUCCCACAGAAAGAGCAUAUCGUGUUCUUGUCUCACAACUCCUAGAAAUGUAUGUCGACAAAUUCUUCUAAUUCAAUUUUAGCUUGCUGUAUUUCUCUUCUUGAUGAUCUGAGAUCCUAUAGGGUUUUACAAGGGUUUGUGUAUUACAGAAUGAGGCUUAAGUUUCCUGAGGAGGGGACUCCUCUUUUAUACAUUGUCUUGCUUGCUGGUGACGUGUAAAGGCCUCUCCAGGAUUGGG
This is a messenger RNA of Manihot esculenta (cassava), 1353 nucleotides long. RefSeq names its product GDSL esterase/lipase EXL3. The transcript has 5 exons. NCBI's taxonomy places the organism in Eukaryota, Viridiplantae, Streptophyta, Magnoliopsida, Malpighiales, Euphorbiaceae. Gene Ontology annotation, biological process: lipid metabolic process. The coding region runs from base 89 to 1186 and encodes 365 amino acids. The record is from RefSeq and is a predicted model, not a curated record. Gene Ontology annotation, molecular function: lipase activity. Gene Ontology annotation, cellular component: extracellular region.